AUGGUACAACGAGACGACAUGAUCACCGGAAUCUGGCGGAUCAAGUGGUGGAAGUACCGAUAUGUUUUGGUCGCCGGCCUCCUGGCCAAUAUUCUGCUCAUCACUCACUUCUUUUUCGAUCAGUCCAUAACAGACCUGAGCCCCUUUCCACCGCCAAAACCACCCACCGAUCACAUUCCACCUCCCCCAAAUCCCGUCGACGGAGGACAUGCACCUCCACCAAAGUCCGAAUCACCUCCCCCCUCCGCCGUCGGGCCAGUCCUUCCUACCUCUUCCUCGACCUUCAAUCUCUACGACUACAAUUUCAAUGCCGAAUUUGUGGGCUGGCCGUUAGAACGGGUGUGCAAGGAGACGCAAUGGGUCGAGGGCCUGGUGUUUGUAUGCGACAACAACUCGGGUGGGAUAGGCAACAUCCGGAACUUCAUCUUGACAUGUAUACGAUAUGCCAUUGAUGCCGGCGCAACCGGAAUGAUCAUGCCCCAAAUCCAACGACGUUCGGAAGAAGAUCUCGCAAAUCUUUUCAACACGGGUUUUCAACCCUUUACCUAUUUCUUCGACGAGCAGCACUUCCUUUCGUCUAUGACCGCGUUUUGUCCGCAAAUUAAGAUUUUCCCAAGUAAAAAGGAAAUCCCCCAUACGGCCGCCAUCAACGAGGUCGUCGAGUUUUACCCCAAGGAUUUGGGAGAUUCGGAUGGUUGCGAUGGACGUGGUGUAAACAGGCAUCUCGAUCAAUUCCGAGGGAAGUUUGACCAAUGGAGAGUGGAUAAUAAUCAUAACGCUUCUUGGGAUAGACCAACUACUAUCCGAUUCAGGUGGGCAACUUUCUUCGAAUGGCCAGUCUACCGUGAUGGGCCGGAAUUCGCUGCCACUUUUGGCGACCUCCUGAGAAUCAAUCAGGAUGUGGAGGCGAUAGCAAUCAAGGUAUUAAAGGAGCUUUCACGAUUUGCUGGAGUGGAGCCAAGUCCUACGAAACUUAGUGCGCCAUAUCUCGGUGUUCAUCUCAGGACAGAAAGCGAUGCGCUUGGUUUUUGGCCGGACUACGAGGUGCAAAGUGAAGGGUACUUGAAGGAAGCCGAACACCGUAAUCUCAAACACGCAUAUUUGGCAUGCGGCAAUGCAAGCGAAGGCCAUCGGUUCGCGGAAAAGGCUAUGGACAGACUACAAUUGAGAGUAACCUCCAAAUUGGACUUACUCAAGGGCCAGGACUUGGCUACACUCCAAGCUCUGAGUUGGGAUCAACAAGCUUUGGUGGAUUACCUUGUUUUGACCAAGAGUACGCAUUUCACCGGCUGCUCUUUCUCUUCCUUCACCAUGAACAUCAGUUUCAAACGUCACUUGAUGACUGGUGGGAUCCAUACUCGACCGUGGAAAAGUCCCGGAGACUCUUUCUCCACCCUGGUUGGGAGGUUUGAGAGUUGGUUUGGGGAUUGGAUGUUCAUGUACGAAUGUAUGUGGCCUUGA
Molecule: messenger RNA, 1461 nt
Organism: Hymenoscyphus albidus
Lineage: Eukaryota; Fungi; Ascomycota; Leotiomycetes; Helotiales; Helotiaceae
Source: the annotation of a GenBank genome assembly